Messenger RNA from Toxotes jaculatrix (banded archerfish), 1908 nucleotides. RefSeq names its product selenoprotein O2 (gene selenoo2). The record is from RefSeq and is a predicted model, not a curated record. NCBI's taxonomy places the organism in Eukaryota, Metazoa, Chordata, Actinopteri, Toxotidae. The transcript has 9 exons.
AUGGAGUCCUCUCUGUGUGUGUCCACGGCUCUGGAGCGCUUACCUUUCAACAACACCGCACUGAAAAAGCUGCCGGUGGAUGAUACAGAUGAGACCGGGUCCCGGACUGUCCGGGCGGCGUGUUUCUCCCGGAUUAGGGCUCUUCAGCCCCUUGUCCGUCCCCGCUUCGUGGCCCUGUCCCAGCCAGCGCUGGCCCUGCUGGGUCUGAGUGUGGAGGAUGUGCUGAGUGAUCCUCUGGGUCCAGAGUAUUUGAGCGGCUCCAGGCUGAUGCCGGGCUCCGAGCCGGCUGCGCACUGUUACUGCGGCCACCAGUUUGGGUUGUUUGCGGGUCAGCUGGGAGAUGGAGCUGUGAUUUACCUGGGGGAGGUAGAGUCGGGCACCCAAGGGCGAUGGGAGAUUCAGGUUAAAGGUGCAGGAGUCACACCUUACUCCAGAGAUGGUGAUGGCAGGAAGGUCCUUCGCUCCAGCAUCAGAGAGUUUCUCUGCAGUGAGGCCAUGGCUGCCCUCGGGAUACCUAGCACCCGUGCAGCCUCCCUCGUGACCUCUGACCUCUAUGUGAGCAGAGAUCCGCUCAACAAAGGCCAGCGCAUUCCUGAGCGCUGUUCGGUCGUCCUGCGUCUCGCCCCUUCCUUCAUCAGGUUUGGAUCCUUUGAGAUCUUUCGGGGCCGAGAUGAAUUCUCAGGUCUGCAGGGUCCCAGUGUAGGGCGGCAUGACAUUCGUGCUCAGCUGCUGGAUUAUGUCAUUGAGACUUUCUAUCCUUGCAUUCAGCAGGCUCACAGCAACCGGAAAGAUAGAAACGCAGCUUUUUUCAGAGAGGUAAUGAUGCGAACCGCCAAGCUAGUGGCCAAGUGGCAGUGUGUUGGCUUUUGCCAUGGCGUCCUGAACACAGACAACAUGAGCAUCUUGGGUUUAGCUCUAGAUUACGGCCCCUUUGGUUUCAUGGACAGAUUUGAUCCAGAUUUCAUCUGCAACGCCUCAGACAAAAGAGGGCGUUACUCUUACCAAGCCCAGCCAUCUGUGUGCCGCUGGAACUUGGCGCGCCUGGCUGAAGCGUUGGGUUCUGAGCUGGAUGUAGCUGAGGCGGGAGCUAUACUGGAUGACUUUAUGCUCACGUAUGAAGCCUUCUACCUGUGCAUCAUGAGGAAGAAGCUGGGCCUCGUGAGAAAAGAAGAGGCAGAGGACAGAGAGCUCGUAUCAGACCUGCUGUGUGUCAUGCACAACACUGGUGCAGAUUUCACCAACACCUUCCGCUUGCUGAGCUGUGUUCCCUGGCCUGAGGAGGGUGACAGUGAGAGGGCAGCAGUGGGGCCAGUAGUGGAUCUCAUCCUACAGCAAUGUGCCUCUAUUGAGGAGCUUAAGGUGGCUAACAAGCCAACUGUGCAGGACCGUGAAUUAGCGAUGAUUCUGUCCAUGGCACAAACCAACCCAGUCAUGUUUAGCAUGGUGUCAGACAGGCCAGAUGUGGCCCAGCAGCUGGAACGGAUGGGCCGACUAAAGGAGCUGCUCGAGACAGAUCAACAUGAACUUCAGGAAAAGCAGCGUGAUGACUGGAUUCACUGGGUUAGCCGCUACAGGAGGCGUUUAGCCAAGGAGUGUGAUGGCACAAGUGACUUGUCUCUCAUCAAAAAGGAUAGGCUCAGUGUGAUGAACAGCAACAAUCCCCGGAUCGUCCUACGCAACUACAUCGCCCAGAAUGCAAUUGAGGCUGCAGAAAAGGGAGAUUUCUCUGAGGUCAACAGGGUCCUCGAAGCUCUGGAGAAACCAUAUUCUGAUGCAUUUGAACCGGAGCCUUUGGACGCACCCAGUGCACGUGGGGAAAAGGAGCAGAAAGGGAGGGAUCUGACUGUUGGCUAUGACAGUAAACCUCCUGCCUGGGCACAAAGAAUUUGUAUCACCUGAUCCUCAUAG